ACUGCUGCCUGAGGAUCUCAACAAGGGACAAACCAAUGAAAUUGAGCAGGUGAUUGACAGGUCACAUUGCAGAAGGCGAGAGGGAGGAGUGAAACCGGUUUGGCAGGAAGAGCACUUACCUUGUGGCUGAAUAACUGCCAAUGGAAUUCACACAUUAAGCCGCCGCCCUGUUACUGUUCCCUACUCCACACUGGGGUGCCUGGGAGACCCGUAAUUAGCGCUGCCUUUCCUGGUUCUGGUUUCCCGAGAGUUCAAACAUAUUCCUCGUUAGUUAGAAGAGGCGACAUUGGAAUGUUACAAAACGUGACUCCAUGGGGCGUAGUCGGUGCUACAGGCUCUAUAGAUACGCGGAGGCUCAUGUAUCUCACAUUCGCCUGGGACGGACCAUGAGCAUGGAGAUGCCCCGAGCCCCUGGCUGUUACCCCAUACUGAAUGAGCCUCCUCUGGAAUAUGAUUCCGUGUAUAUCGACCCUCCUGCCUGCGAGUCUCUUGACCCAUCAUCCAUCGACCCAACGUUGCCUCAAUAUCAACCUUCUCCUCAACCCUCAACUGCCCAGGACGAGUCUUCUAGACCAUCUCCCCCAGGCAACCAUGAGACUCCACCACCGUAUUCCAUUACCAAUUCCCAUCAUGCAUCACCACAGGCCCCUGCCCACUGCCAGCUUGGAGGCACCAAAGAACUGAGGGCAACUAACUUCUGCAUAGUCUUCUCAUUUAUCAACUUUCUUCUCUUCCCCCUAAUUGGAGUGUUUUGCAUCAUUAAGGCAUUUAAGGUGAUUUGGUUCAGGCACAGAGGAGAACCUGACAAGGUGGAGAAGCUGAGUGUGGAUCUGUAUCAUACAAAUAAACUUUUCUUCUUCCUCUGCCUCCUAUUGGGUAUCUUUUACACUUCUAUGAUUCUCAUCAUUGUUUUGACCCCCAAAGGUCAAAACAGCUCAGCAUCCUUCUAUUCGCCAGUGCACUAUUGGCCCUAAUAAUAUUUUAAUAUUUAUUUGGUACUUAUGUAUCAUCUCUGUUUAUUUAUCACCUGGGGAGUCUUUAGCCACAUUUCUCCUCUCGUGUCCCGGGAAUUUGCAGAUCCAUCGGCCCAGAAUGUCCAUCCAUUAGUCUCAAUGGGAUCCUGAAUGUUGGGCUUUGAUGUAUGUUCUAUAGCAGGUCCGAACAGACAUGGAUGAGUUGAUGGUGGGUUACGCCAUGUAUCGGUCAUGGACUGUCAUUGGUACAUACCAAGGAGCCGCCAUUUUGUGAUUUGCCCUAAGCAUGUUGAGUUCAGUUGGCUGGUUCUGUAUUUGCCAAAGAAUAUAUCUCAGAGGGGUUCAAUGUUGUUUAUAUUCCCAAUAUUCACUGUAUGGCCAAAAAUAUGCUGACCCCCUACCUGCCCAACAUCUCAUUCCCAACCCAAGGGGAUAUAUGAAGUUGCCCCACUCUUUGCUGCUAUAAAUGCCCCUGCCCUUCUGGGAAGGUUCCCACUAGAUGUUGCUGGGAGUUGCUCCCAUUCAGCCACAAGGGCAUUAGUG
Molecule: messenger RNA, 1517 nt
Organism: Xenopus tropicalis (tropical clawed frog)
Lineage: Eukaryota; Metazoa; Chordata; Amphibia; Anura; Pipidae
Exons: 2
Coding region: 312-974 (220 amino acids)
Source: RefSeq, a predicted model, not a curated record